Messenger RNA from Drosophila serrata, 2075 nucleotides. RefSeq names its product zinc finger protein weckle. Gene Ontology annotation, biological process: regulation of transcription by RNA polymerase II. Lineage: Eukaryota; Metazoa; Arthropoda; Insecta; Diptera; Drosophilidae. The record is from RefSeq and is a predicted model, not a curated record. Gene Ontology annotation, molecular function: sequence-specific DNA binding; DNA-binding transcription factor activity, RNA polymerase II-specific; zinc ion binding. Gene Ontology annotation, cellular component: nucleus.
AAAAAAUUCAGACACGAAUAAAUAUAGACUUUCCAAAUUGCAAUGAGCAACAAAAAUUACAAAACUGAUUGUGUCUCAUGUCAGAAGUAGAUUUUUUUUGUAAAUUACGAAUUGAAAACAAAUCUGAUUUCGCUUUCAUCUUGAACUCUUCGAUGGCUGCCGCCGCCCAUUUGGAGGAGCAGCCGGUUCCAACGGAUGCCACCAGCGACUGGCGACUGUGGUGUCGACUCUGCGCCAAUGACGACCAGGGUAACAUGAAUGUUUUUCUCAAACAUGACGGAGAUGCACCUUCUGGGGAUCUUUCAUUGGCCACCGCGAUUGGCAAGUACUUCUGGGUUAAUAUAACACGUGGGGAGGAUUUGCCGGAGAUGAUAUGUUGUGAGUGCCUUACGCUUGUCACUUCGCUGGUUAACUUUUCAGAACGCAUUACCCGCGUGCAGAAGCUUUUCUGCAUUUUGCAGAGUGCAUCUAGUAAGGAGGUGGCUCUAAAUGUCCAGGAGCUGCGCUCUAAAUUCGGUCUUCUGGAGGAGGCGCCAGGAACGGAAGUGCACUACGUGGAUGAGAAACUCAAGUUGGGCACGCAAGUUGGUUUGUUGCCAGAGGAGCCGGAGCUCCUUGAAGUGCUUGAAAACCCCUUGACACCGGAAGGGGAACAAGAGGAUGAGGACCAGACCGCAGAACAAGAGAUACAGUCAGGGGCAUCAGAAUGCGAUCAGGAUCCAGUCUAUGAAGCCGACGAAGAUGCAGUAAUGGUUCAACUAUGCGAUGCAUAUGACUUAAGUGAGCAUAGUUCAUCCUCUAAGGGGGAUUUGGCUCGCUCCCCCUCGGUGGAUUUCGAUCAAAAUCCAGAUCCCGAUAAAAAUCACCAGUGUACCAGAUGCUUGCGAACGUAUGCUACCGCCAGGUCUCUGCACAGGCACAUGCGCCAGGAUCACUGGAAGACCGAAUCAGCUGGCUCUGACCUGUUUACCUGCUUGGAGUGCUCCAAGAAGUUUCGCACCCACCAUCAGCUGGAGCGGCACAGUCAACGCCACUUGCCCCUGACCGUUCCCAAGCCAAAGCAGCAUGGCUGCAACAGUUGCGACAAAAAGUUCGCCAGCAGCGCAUCCGCCACACAACAUGCCCAGUACAUGCAUAUAGACGAACGGCCGAGACCAGUGAUUUGUGAACAAUGCGGGGUGGGCCUCCAUUCGAUGAGCGCCCUCAAGGAGCACGUGCUGAAGCACACGGAUUACGCCCCUUUCGAGUGUGAGGUGUGUAAGAAAUGCUUUAAGUCAGCCAACCGCCUGAAGCACCACAAGGAGACGCACGACCCGCACAAGUAUAUAUGCCCUGAGUGUGGCAUGCAGCUAAACUCGCGACCCACAUUAAAUCGACACCGGCUAGUCCACACCGAUCAAAUGCAGCACAAGUGCGACUACUGCGGAAGGGAGUUCAAGCGAGCCAAAGCUCUCAAAAACCAUCUCAUCCUGCACACGGGACUAAAACCAUACUCAUGCGACUUUUGUGAUCGCACCUUCGCCAAUGGCUCAAACUGUCGCACGCACAAGAAGAAGGCUCAUCCCGAGGAGUUGGCAGCCCAGGAGGCGUCGGGUGGUGGGAAAACGUACAACAGGAAUAUACCGAAACUAGAGGCCCUCAAGGCGUUCACCAAAAACAAGGACAACUUGUCCCCAGUAGCGACCAAGCAGAGCGGUUGUUUUGCGUUUGGAAAGAAACCGAAGCCCCCGGUCAAGGAAAAUGUCAGCAAUCUCACAUUCAAAAAAGGUCGUACCGCUUCCCUUCAAGAGUCGGAGUCUGAGCCAGCGUCUGAGCUCGGAGCUCAACCCGAACCUUCUGAUUCGGCUAUACCCACGAUAGACAAUAUAUAUAACCACAUCAUGAUUGAAUAUCGCUAGGCCAACUUAUAACUAAUGCAAGGACGACGGACUUUUUAUUCUAUAAAUCUUUAUUUUCUUUGGAACGACAUUUUGCUGCUUACCAAAACAUCAACACAAAAUUACUUACUUGCAAUGUUAGUGUAGGGAGACAGGCAGGCUCAUAAAAUCAUAAAAUGAAUUAUAUAUUAAAAAACG